AUGAAGAACCUCUCAUUCUUGGGACUGGCUAGUUUGGCUUCAGCCCAAGCUGCCGGGUAUAGCCAGUGUGGUGGAAGCGGCUACUCCGGCUCAACUACAUGUGCUUCAGGCUGGACUUGUCAGUACCAGAAUGAGUGGUACAGUCAAUGUGUGAAAGCUGCCGAUGGAGGUACCACUUUGACGACAAAGGCAUCAACGUCAACGACCACAACUGCCGCUGCUACGACGACCAAGGCAACCACAACCGCCGCCAACCCCGGUGGAACAAGCUUUCCCACAACCAACGGAAUCCAAUUCGAGAUCGACGGCAAAACAAGCUACUUCGCAGGCUCAAACUCAUACUGGAUUGGCUUCCUGACCAACAACGAUGAUGUGGAUACAGUGUUCGAUCACAUGGAUGAAGCCGGACUCCGAAUCCUACGUGUCUGGGGAUUCAACGAUGUGAACACCGUCCCAUCCGCUGGUACCGUCUACUACCAGCUCCUCAAGGAUGGAACCGCCACCAUCAACACCGGAGCAGAUGGUCUGCAACGUCUGGAUUACGUGGUCGCCUCUGCCGAAGCCCACAACGUCAAGCUCAUCAUCAACUUUGUGAACAACUGGUCUGACUACGGUGGUAUGGCUGCCUAUGUCAGCGCCUUCGGCGGUAGCCAAACCACUUGGUACACGAACACCGCUGCUCAAAAGGCUUACCAGGCUUACAUCAAGGAGGUUGUGUCUCGGUACAAGGACUCUCCUGCGGUCUUUGCUUGGGAGUUGGCUAAUGAGCCUCGCUGCAACGGGUGUGACACCUCUGUUCUUUACAACUGGAUUAAGACGACAAGUGCCUACAUCAAGUCAUUGGACUCUAAGCAUAUGCUGGCUAUUGGUGAUGAGGGCUUCGGACUUGACACUGGAUCUGACGGCUCUUAUCCAUACAGCUAUGGGGAGGGCCUCGACUUUGCGAAGAACCUUGAGAUUGAAGAUAUUGACUUCGGAACAUUCCAUCUCUACCCCUCAAGCUGGGGAACCUCGAAUGACUGGGGCAAUGGGUGGGCCAAGUCCCACGGUGCUGCUUGUGCCGCGGCCGGAAAGCCAUGCUUGUUUGAAGAGUAUGGAGUCACGUCCAAUCAUUGCGCGAUUGAGAAGCCGUGGCAGAAGACGGCCCUGGACACCGUCGGGGUCGCGGGUGAUCUUUACUGGCAGUAUGGCGACACGCUGAGCUACGGACUGUCGCCCGACGAUGGCAACACAUUCUACUAUGGCACCAGUGAAUUCACUUGCUUGGUGACCGAUCACGUCGCGGAUAUCAACUCUUAG
Penicillium olsonii is the source of this 1299-nucleotide messenger RNA. Lineage: Eukaryota; Fungi; Ascomycota; Eurotiomycetes; Eurotiales; Aspergillaceae. The record is from the annotation of a GenBank genome assembly.